Messenger RNA from Penicillium coprophilum, 1233 nucleotides. RefSeq names its product U2 snRNP complex subunit CUS2. Lineage: Eukaryota; Fungi; Ascomycota; Eurotiomycetes; Eurotiales; Aspergillaceae. Gene Ontology annotation, molecular function: RNA binding. Gene Ontology annotation, cellular component: U2-type spliceosomal complex; U2 snRNP. The transcript has 6 exons. The record is from RefSeq and is a predicted model, not a curated record. Gene Ontology annotation, biological process: mRNA splicing, via spliceosome. The coding region runs from base 1 to 1233 and encodes 410 amino acids.
AUGGACUUUCCGACCAACGUGGCGGAGUUUGAUAACGACCCGCGCAUCUCGUUCUCGAAGCUAGACAACAGCUUCUUACUCGAGACAAGUGAUGGUCGCGAGUUUCUGUUUAAUAAUAUCCUAAAGAGAUGGGUCGAAGCGAUCGACGAAGCGCUCAUCCGCAAGCAGCAAGGGUACGGAUCCGACGACGGGGAUUCUGAGAUCGUUCAUCCACGCGAUCGCAAGAAGCGAAAGAACUCGCAUGACGAGACCAAUGAGCCCAAGAUCAAGAAACCUCGUGUGAACACCGCUGUGUGGGUGACCAAGAUCCCCACCGACGCCUCGCUAUCGGAAAUCCAAGAGCUGUUUGUGAAGUAUGGAAUCCUUGCGGAGGAACUUGACACUGGAAAGCCGCGGAUUAAGAUGUACACCGACGAGAGUGGCAAUUUCAAUGGCGAGGCUUUGGUCGUGUACUUCCGGCCAGAGUCAGUCAACCUCGCGAUUCAGUGUCUGGACGAGACAGACUUCCGAAUGGGUGCCCCCAACCCUUCUGGACCAAUGCGUGUGCAGGCGGCCGACUUUUCGUACAAGCGUGAACAAGAUGUGCAGCCAAAGGUCACCAUGAGCAUGAAGGAAAAGAAGAAGCUCAAGGAGCGAGCGGAGCGAUUGAAUAAGAAACUUUCCGACUGGGGAGAUGAUGAAGCCGAGGAAACCAUGAAGGCGAUGAAGGCUACUGAGGAAGCGCGGCGACAUGUGAUUCUGAAACACAUGUUUACACUGAAGGAAUUGGAGGAAGAUCCGCUCGCCAGUAUUGAGAUUCAGCAGGACAUCGACAGCGAGUGCUCUAAGAUUGGCGAGGUGACCAAAGUGGUGGUCUGGGAUGGUGAGAGUGAAGGUGUCGUUACUGUCCGAUUUUUGUCCUCAGCUGAUGCACGUCGCUGUGUUCAGAUCAUGAAUGGACGCUUUUUUGCAGGCAAUACUGUUGUUUCCUACAUCUGGGAUGGCGAAGAGAAAUUCAAGAAGUACAACUCUCGACGAGACGCUGAGGGCAAGAUGGUGAACCCUCUGGAUGCAGACAAUGAAGAGAAUGAGCGCCUUGAGCGGUACGGAGACUGGCUGGAAAGCGCCGCAAACCAGACCGACAAGACCGAGAAGAACAAGACCGAAGAUGACAAGACCAGCAAGGAUAGCAUCGAUAACGACAAUGCUGGCAAGGACGAGACCGACAAGAGCCAGGAAACUGGCAACAACUAG